Molecule: messenger RNA, 1092 nt
Organism: Penicillium canariense
Lineage: Eukaryota; Fungi; Ascomycota; Eurotiomycetes; Eurotiales; Aspergillaceae
Product: WD40 repeat domain-containing protein
Exons: 4
Coding region: 1-1092 (363 amino acids)
Biological process (GO): Arp2/3 complex-mediated actin nucleation
Cellular component (GO): Arp2/3 protein complex; actin cytoskeleton
Molecular function (GO): actin filament binding
Source: RefSeq, a predicted model, not a curated record
AUGACCGCUCCUCAGGUUCACCAUCUUUUCCAUGCCCCAAUUGCAGACCAUUCGUUCUCCUCUGACAAGGGGACCCUUGCUGUCGCCCGGGAUAACAAUGUGGAGCUGUACCAGUCAUCAGGCAGCAAGUUCACGCUGAGCGAUGAGCUGAAGGGCCACGAUAAGACCGUCACCAGUGUCGACAUUGCCCCCAAAAGUGGUUGUAUCGUCACUUGCUCGCAAGACCGCAAUGCCUACGUUUGGGAGAAGACUCCCACUGGCUGGAAGCCCACUCUCGUCCUGCUUCGAAUUAACCGUGCAGCAACUUUCGUGCGGUGGUCGCCUUCUGAGCAGAAGUUCGCCGUCGGCUCUGGAGCGCGCGUCAUUGCCGUCUGCUAUUUCGAGGAGGAGAACGAUUGGUGGAUCUCGAAGCACCUGAAGAAGCCGAUCCGGAGUACCAUCACAACGCUUGCAUGGCACCCCAACUCCGUGCUUCUAGCCGCGGGGUCCACGGAUUCCCAUGCCCGCGUCUUUUCGAGCUUCAUCAAGGGCAUCGACCAGCGCCCGGAGCCAAGCGCUUGGGGAGAGCGUCUUCCCUUCAACACUAUCUGCGGUGAAUUCUUGAACGACACCGCGGGCUGGAUCCAGGGUAUUUCCUUUUCGCCGAGCGGCAAUGCCCUCGCUUUCACCGGACAUGACAGCAGUGUCACGGUCGUUUACCCCAGCGCACCGGAGCAGCCGCCUCGGGCGAUGCUGAACAUUUCUACCCGUCUGCUACCGCUCAACAGUCUCAUCUGGAACGGCGAGAACGAGAUCAUCGCUGCCGGUCACGAUUGCGAGCCCUUCCGUUUCCACGGCGACGAGAACGGAUGGCAGUUGGCCGGCUCUCUUGAAAAACAGAGCGGGGCCGGCGCCGAUGGUGCUCGCGAGGAGUCCGCGCUGAACAUGUUCCGGCAGAUGGAUCUCAAGGGCCAGACCGCAGUGGAUACCAAGCUCAAAUCGACCCACCAGAACACCGUGAACACUGUCCGUGUCUUCGAGGAGGCUAACGGACACGUGAGCUCUUUCAGCACUAGCGGAGUCGAUGGCCGUGUUGUUAUCUGGUCUACCUGA